CCUCUAGCAACAACAUCAGCUUAUAAACUUCUUCCGUCUUUUUUGUUUCAGGGUCUCCGCAAAAAUGGCUUUAAUCGGACGUUUAUCGCAGAAGCUCUUGAAGUCGGCCGCGCUGACCCAAACCCGUCAGUUUUCAGCGGCAGCUCACGGAGAACAAGCAGCCAAGACAUGGAAGAUCCUGACAUUUGUGGUGGCGCUGCCUGGUGUCGCUGUGUGCAUGUUGAACAUGUACCUCAGGUCUCAGCACCAUCAUGAGAUGCCAGAGUUUGUUCCCUACAGCCACCUGCGCAUCCGCAGCAAGCGUUUCCCAUGGGGUGAUGGCACCAAGAGUCUCUUCCACAACCCUCACGUCAAUGCUCUCCCCGAUGGCUAUGAGCAUCAUGAUGAGUAAAGGCUGUUAGGAGCUCUCCAGAACUCCACUACAGGGACCAUAGGGCUUCCCUGGACCUCUGCCCAGGCCUGGACCACUCCUCAGUUUCUUUCAGUUUACCUGAAGUCUUUUCAUUUUGUUGUUACCUCUGUGCUUUUCACACUUGAUGUGGAAGUACCUUAUGGAAGCAAAUACAUUUACUCUUACUGGACCAUUGUAUCAACUUGUCUGCUUAAAAUU
Molecule: messenger RNA, 610 nt
Organism: Xyrauchen texanus (razorback sucker)
Lineage: Eukaryota; Metazoa; Chordata; Actinopteri; Cypriniformes; Catostomidae
Product: cytochrome c oxidase subunit 6A, mitochondrial
Exons: 3
Coding region: 65-391 (108 amino acids)
Biological process (GO): mitochondrial electron transport, cytochrome c to oxygen
Cellular component (GO): mitochondrial inner membrane
Molecular function (GO): enzyme regulator activity
Source: RefSeq, a predicted model, not a curated record